AUGUUUUGGAUUAAUACGGGAAAUAUUUCUAAGGUGGAAAGAUCAACUUUAUACGGAACACAGCAUGUCACUAUAGCGGUACAUAAUCUUGCGUAUUCAACUGGUAUCACCCUUGAUAGAAGAAGAAAGCUUAUAUUCUGGCUGAGUCAAUGGAACUUGAUAGAGUCCAUAGACUAUAAUGGCAACAAUAGAAGGAAAGUUUUUCAAAGAGAUGGAGUUGACUUUUUUGGACUUACUUUUAUCUCGUCUGAUUUAUUCACCACUAACCGGUGGUUAUCAAGGAGCGUUUACAGACUGAAUACCUCCAAUGGAAAAGUUAAAAGUAAUGUAACCGUCACAAGCUACUGGGGAGGCUUUUAUGGUCUCGUUGCAUAUGAUAGCUCCUUGCAGUUACCAGGUUUGCCAUCAAAUUAUUCAAACUUGAACUGGUUAUUCUGGAACUUGGAAUUUUAAUCCUGUGAUUGAAGACUUUGGCAGUCUAGUCCGAUAUAAACAAUGAUCCCAAGCAAAAGCGACAUUGACCACUUUCGCUAAUUACUUCAUUGCUGUAUGUGAGCGGUUGUAAAAUUACAUUUGUAUAAUUCUACUGUCAGAUUGGUAUCAAAAUAGAAAAAUUGACCCCUUUCGUUUUGACUGUAAAGGGAGAGGCAGUAAUUUUAAACUACAAAUCGAAAAGUUGCCAAUACCAGUUAAAAACUAAAACUCGACAAAAUAUCUCCCAGUUGGCUCGGAAGCUGACAUACGCUUUAAAAUGCAACUUAACACAGAGUUCUCACUAAAAACAGCAUUUCGGCCAUAUUUUGUUUCUUACGAGAAAUUGGUCAAAAAUCGCAAAUCAAUUGGCUGUUGUCGAGUGCAUUCCUCCUGUGUUUACGUUGGGUAGAUUUUCACUUGAGUUUUGUUCCUUUUUCAUUACAGUGAUAACAUGUCCAGUGCCUUCACCAUCCAGUGGUACAAGAGCCAUAUGUUCGAGGAAUGCAACCUGUCAGUUCUCGUGUGAGGAUGGCUAUGUAGGAUCUGGCUCUCAAGUAAGAAGAUGUCAGCGCAAUGGAACUUGGACUGGACACAAUUAUUCUUGUCAAAGUAGGUCCUCGAAGCUUGGUAAUGACCGAUAUGCAAUAUAUUCCGUUUUAUUUUGUAAAUAACCACCGGCAAGUCAGUACAUUCGGUGUCUGGUGGGAGUGAAUAUGAGUCGCUGCCGUGUACAAGUGUACCUCUGGUCAGCGGAGUUUUUACUGCAAAGGUGAAGCAGCAUGGAACUCCUUGCCAGGGGAGUUGAGGAACUAUGCGAGUUUAAAUCGAAAAAAAACCACAGGCCCUUCUCUUUGACGAGUUUUAACUGUCCAUACACUAACACUGAAAUUAUAAUUAUAUGCGUUUUAAUAUUGAUAUUAGUACUUUUUAAGCUGUAUUUUCUAGGGGCCGGUUAUUAAGACAAAGUGUAGCCGUUCUCAUCGCCCAGAACUCAGCGACAUAUCCGAGACUUUAAUUGAGACACUGGCGCUAAAUUUAAAAGCUAAUUUAAAGAAAUGCACUCAUCGGCACGAAGCGGAUCGACAGACCUGUUCUCGAAGCUGGUGACGAGAUCUUCCGGCAAACGUUCGGGUGGUUCCCACGUAUUUUCAUUCGAGGAGUAGUUCAAAACGGAUCCAAAUAUGAAUAAUUAUCUAACUAUUCGCUCAGGCGUAAGCCUGUUUUAGGCGGGUAUUUGUUUGUUUUUCUCUUUGCCAUCCGGACUUCAAAGAGAAAAUAAAAAUCCGGUAAUAUGCUCUCGGUCAUACUGUGCGUUAACCGGCACAGUAAAAGAGCGCGAGAGUGAAGUUCAAGUGAGUGACCCGUGCCUCGCACGCUCUUGUAAACUCUAUCGCACCUUGGGAUUUACUUUACGCAUCCAACCGUUUGAUUGACAGCAGCUGAAAUCUGCGAAGAGACUCAAGUAUUCCCAAAGCUAAAUCUGUUGGCCAAUAUAGCCGACUAGUUCUAGACCUGCAAAUUAUGCCGCGCGUUGAUAAAUUGGGCACUGUAAGUUCAUGUCUCGAGAAACAUUGGCUUUCUAGGCGAUGUUUAACAAAACCGCGUUCUAAACUAUCUUGAAUUUAGCUGAAUCUUUUAUCUGAACAUUCAUUACUGCGAAUAGCGUCAGGAGGCCGAAAGCAAAGAGUUUCUUUUUCCUUAGAGCUAUCUAGGACUCUUCUUAGGGGAAUGUUUGAAUAAAAGCAUACAAGUACAUAUAGGAACGUGGUAAAAUGGUCGAGCGUUUCUAAGGAACCAUGAGAAUUCUCCAAUAAGUCUUCUGCGUAAACGAAUGGUGACGUCAUUAUUCAACGAGUUUGCGAACACCGGUUGAUUUUGAAAGAAGCAAGUGUUUUUUACUUUCGAUUUCUUGAUAGCAAAUUCCAGUGCAUAAGAGCCAUUGAUUUUAGGGUAGUCUGCCCAAAUUUUGUUUUCAUCUUUAGGAGGUCUAGGAAAGUCUCUAAGGGGAUCGAAAUGGCCUUUGUAAACGUAUUCCUAGGCUAUUUAGUAUUAUCAACUCCUUACCUGCAUGCGAAGGUAAAUGUAAAUUGGAAAAGAAAAAUUUAGUUUAAAUGUUUUAUUUAAUGAACAUUUUUAUUUGGCUUCUUGCUUUUGAAAGUUAAUAAAACUUUUAAUUAUGUUAUAACCAUAUUGAUUAUUAUCUAUGUGUGUUGUAUUGCAGAGAUCACAUGUCCAGUACUGUCUCCACCAACUCAUGGAACAAGAUAUGGAUGUCCAGGAAAUUUGCCAUUAGAUAACGGUACCGUCUGUCGGUUCACGUGUAAUAAUGGCUAUGUAGGAUCAGGAUCUCAAGUCAGAAGGUGUCAGUACGAUGGAAUUUGGAGUGGACAGAACUUCGUUUGUAAAAGUAGGUUCCCAAAGUUUAUCAGAUAGAAAGAGUAAUGUUCAUACGUCAAAACGAACAAGAAGUCAUUGAUAACUGAUUGCGCAAAAUGUUAGUUUAUCUCACCUUCUUUCUAUUUUUUAGUCAUCAGCUGUACAUCGCUGAUGAUAAAUUGCAUUUGCAGCUCAGUUCUAACACAGGACUGUGUCUAAGAACUCGGCCAACCAAUAUAAUUAUUCCAGUUCAUUUAGUUCUCCCACACGCGCAGUCGAUAACCAUUGAGUUUUUCUAAAACCGAAAAAAGAGGUAAUUCUUCAGUCGAUAGUUGAUGAAAUGCGAGAGUUAUGAAACUCCAAACUAUCCCCUUGUUAUACCUGAUUGUGAGCUUUUUAAAAUCAUGUUUAUUUGACACUGUUCUAGUUUUGAUUUUGGUCUUACUAUUUUGUUUGCCUCAUAUACGUUUAUAAAUGACACUACAUGCCGUGUUAAGCGUAAAUUUUUUAGCCGAGGAUCGGAGAACCAUUUCUACCCGACAUCAAAUGUCUGCGUGGCUUCCGCUGAACUUAUUUCUCUCUAUAGUCAGAGUUAAAUGCCAGGUUGUGAUAUACUCGAAAGAUGAGUGUCAUGCUAAUUAUAGUCGGAUUUCUUCUUCAGCUUUAAAGUGCCCGAGCUUGUCAUUACCGAGGAAUGGCGUCCUCUUCGGAUGUAACACCAAUAAUACAGAGAUGUUAUAUGACACUGAAUGCAGGUUCUUUUGUAAGGAAGGAUCUGAAGCGAUUGGUGCAACAAUAAAGAGGUGUGCUGAAAAUGGAACGUGGAUUGGACCAGACCUUGUUUGUCCAGGUACGAGAGAUGCGAACUAUUGGUACUAUCAAAAUGUUAUGGAAUUUAAGUGGUUUUCGCUAAUUUUUACUUGUUGUAUUCAUUGCGUCGCAUGACGAAUCGAUUCGAGAUCGUCAGUGGUCUUUACGCCCAACGUUUGCAGCGAUUGUAGACCGCGAUAGUCGACCUAACAUCGUUGCACCGUUAAUACUCGGGGCCACGCGGUUGAUCUCAUAUUUCUGUACAUGGAUCAAUCAAUGUACGGUGAAAGAGAUCUAAUAACUUGACGACCCUGGAUCACGAAUCGAUACAGGGUCGUCAAUAGUCUUCAUAAGGUUGAAGCAGUUGUAGAUCAUGACAAUCAAUCAAACAACAUCGCAGCAAUCUUAUGUAUGGGGCCUGUCAGAUGAUUCCAUGCUUCUGCACAUCAAUCACUCGAUUUAUAAUCGUAGAAUGGAUCUUCACUGUCUUUAUGUGUUUAAGACUCAGUGACGAUACAUUUGCCAUUAUCUGGCUGUAUUCAAUUUUAUCAAUGAUAUCAAUAAUGAACAAGCGGCGACAUGUGCAGGUUCGCUAUAUUACACUUCUACUAUAAAUUCUAACUUUCUUGAGGGCUUGGUCCUGUUUACAUCUUAAGCCGUUGUUACGAUAUCGAUAUUGAUUUGAUAGGUAUGAAUCAUAAAGUCUUAAAUUUAUACAGAAUGGCUAUGAACUCACUGUAGAUUGCCAACGAUUGAGCUGAAAAAAAUACUUACAAGCACGAGGUUUACGUUAUGAUGAUGAUGAUGAUAGCUUGUCUCGGUUAUAGAUCCAACGAGUGGUAAGUACACAAUGAUACAAUAUCUGCAGAUCAAUAUUUGAAAACUCUCUACAUAGCUUGAAGGUUUGCAUACUCAUGUAGAUGUUUAGGAAUAAUAGUUAUCAUAUUAACAAGCCAAGAUUUCCCGAGGUGCAAAUACGAGAAGCUUGAGUAUCGUGAGGGGGAAAAUAUUGUUUCAGUACACCUGAACGUAAAGAAGCUGUAUACUCCAAAUUAGCCAUGCGAAAUGCGUUCUGUUUACUUUCACUUACUCUCGAUAAUAUCUCCUACCUCUCCUUCAGAUCUUUCAGCAGGGACUGUGCUGGGUGAGUCCUUCCUCGAGCAGACGAUUCAGGACCGCCUACAGUAUUCUGAAUGAGACAUAUAACCCUUUCCCACACACCCUCCCCCGGCUGCCGUCUGCAUACUUUUUCCUCAGGUCCUCGCCUACCUUGACUUAUCGCGCCUGGCUUGUCCUGUUCACAAAGUUCAAGGCAUCUUCCAGAAAGCCUGCGAACCUGGGUAUAAUACAACGCUGAGAGGCCAUAUCUGACUACAUCAUUGAGGAGAAGACUACGCAAAGCUAUGUUAUGAGUUAAAGCAUUAAGCUCGCUAUUAUGAGCGUGCGGAGUUCUUCAUUGUUGCUGAUGGACUGCAGUAAUUAAUGUUCAACGCAAGACAAAGAGUGAGAAAAACGUUCAAUGGCAAAACGUAAGGAGCUUGCACAAACUAAGCACUUAACAUGAUGAAAUAAAAAAUAAUAACAAAAAAAGUAAGCGUAAAUGUUUCUCAAAGUCGAAGGCAACACAUCGAAAGGCGCGAUUUUCAUAUAUAACUAUAGCAACAGUGAUCUUCAAGCAUGAAAAGAUAUCAUGUAUUCGUGCGAAAUAAAGAUCUCGUGUUAAAAGCUAGUUCUUUUGUUUUAGCGUGCGAGCGUGCCGUGUGCGUGCGUUCACCUUAUUCCCUGGAUCCCGCGGAGGGUCACAUAUAAUAAAUUUUGAGUUCUACUGUUGACGAAGAAACAUGUUGUUAAUUUGUCACAAAUGCUGAACGAAGGAAAAAUCAGAGUCCGCUUUGACAAAUCGAACCACAGACCUUCGGAAUUCACGGUUCGAUGAUCUACCAUGGAGCUUAAAGAGCACUCGUUGAUGACCAAGGCCGUAUACUUGGCUCGAGUUUAUUUGAGACAUUUCUGGUUUAAUGUGUUCAGUCUCUGAACUCAAUAGUACUCAGUUAUCGCUUUUCUGAUUCUAACGGGGAUGCGAGACAAAUAAUACCCUUGUAUAAAAAUUCAAUCGCCUAUCCUCCCCGCUAACGACCCACCACUGCAUAUACGAACAUACGAGGCCAUUUAAGCCCUUUUGAACCGAGAUCUAUUUUAUAGGAGCAAUUAAAAAGAUAGUAUUUUUGUGAAGUUUCAUCGGGGGCUUUGUCAAAUCUUAUCUACCAGUAAGUCCAGCAGAGCGUUAUCGCCCAGUUCACCUCCUAUUGAAAUUCUACCCAGGCCCCUCUCAUACGUGUUACAAUAUCCAUGACUUAAAAUUCCUCAGAUUGAAGCCGUCUCACCCUACUCGGCGCACAACAGCAAACGUAGACAUGAAAGGACUCAAGAAGGCUUUUCUGCUUUGGAGCACAAUCUUCAUCUCAACUCUCGCUUGCUUUCAUGAGGUAUCUGCUUCUUCGGGUAAGCCACAGAUUUUUGACAAGCAAUAAUUUCCUGUUCAAAACGAACCGAAAUUGUUUAAAUACAAGCCAUGACACGCUCACAUAGAAGUUGAAAAUUGAUGCGGAAAAUCCAACAGGCUCCUAAGAUGGUCUCAAUGAGGUUAACCGUUAGCCGUAAAACGGCCAAAAUAUUUAGCCGUUAGACGUAAAAAUUGACAAAUUUUAACCGUUAGUCGUAAAAAAAGUUAGCCGUAAAAAAUAUGUCUGGUGGAAACAAUGGAGAGUUGUUAACCGUUGGCCGGAAUUGGCCAAAAUUUUAACCGAUAGCCGGAAAAGCCAUCACCCCAUUGAGACCCUCUCCUAACGUGAAAUAGGAUAAAAUAAAUUACCCUGCUAUUCUCUCCCAACGACGCAGCAACAUAGUUUCUUUACAAACCUACCCCAUUUAAUCUUCAAUUUAGAUAAACCUUUAAUCUGAACAUUUAUUUUUGUGAACAAAGUCAAAAGGACCGAAAGCUAGUAGUGUAGGGACAUUUAUUUAAUCAAAUGAGAGGUCAUCGAGAAAGUCUGAAGUCCACUGAUUGCGUAAAACCGUGCAUUGUGGUAGACCUCGUGAUAUUUUUCGGAUUUCUUGUAACCUUUUCGUUUUUCGAAAGAAAGAUAUAUCUGUACGUGGAGUAUUAGAAUAUAAUGCAAUAAUGACCAACGUAAUGGAAACUUUCGGAAUCUAGAUCUGUUCUUCACUGUUAUUAUGCUUCCGACCCCGAUCGAGUUCACUCAUUUAGGCUUUGUGCCUUAAAAAAAAGAUAUUGGCAAUUAAGACAAAACUUAGCAGAGACAGAUUCCAACGGAGCCCUGUUGCAAAGAAGUCGGUCUUAUUCGAAAUGAAUGCAUGCCAAUAAUUUGUUAAGAACUGUGAAAUUUGAUCGUUGCGUUACAAAAGGUCUCUACUUUCCAAUAUUCGCGGUAUGAAAACAAAGUGAGAUGUUAAAGAAAGACAAAAACAAAUCAACGCCUUGCAGAUUAUGUAUUGUCGUUGAAAAAGAGGGCUAAUACCUGACAAAGAUAAAUAAUAUACAACCAAAAUAACAGUAUUUUUAGACUUGCUUUGCAAUUAGCAUAUUAAGUGCUGAGAUUCUGAGACAGACUUUGACCUUGAAAAACUGUCUCGUGAAGUAACACAACUGCCAUUGCUUUUGACGUAAUAAAUAGAGAAUAUUACAUGGGCGUGCGUAGAUAUGGAAUUUCUCUUCGAGUGCCUAACUUCGAGGUCAAGCCCUGGGGCCGAUCGUGCAAAAUUGCACGAUGACGUUGACCCUUUCGGAAAUGCUCGGAUUACAUCCGAUCGCUCUGAAAUUCCGGCUGUAGUAUGUAAACAUUCUAAGCCAAUCACAUGACGAGUUUUAGCUCCGAAAUAUCAAACGUGACCUCGGGAGCCCGAUCCGAAAAUCACUUGCGUACGAUUUUAAUCUGCGAUAAUGGCGUCCGAUGCGAAACGCUAGAGAUACAGCGUAGCUAAGGCUUUAGAGAUGAUUUUUGACGAUGGAAGUGAGCAUGGUGGUAUCUCUAGCGAUGAGGAAUCCAAAUUAGAUAGAAAACUGGAAAAUCCUAGCGAAGAAUCGAGGUAAGUAAUCUGUAAACAUUCUUGCGAUAUUUAAAUGCGUGACGCAUGUGGUGUUGAAACAUUUACUUUUACUUUUCGCACACGAAUCCUUGUUUUUUGCCUUGAAACAAACCUUUAAAUGUAUCUUUGUGAAUGAAAAGCAAUAUAUAUUGUGAUCAAACAUGAUUUUCAAGCGACAGAGAAAAUAAUCUUCGAUGGAAUGUUAGAACGCAACGGCCUAAACUAUCAGCCGAUGACAGAUCGAAUGACGCAGUGUGCGUCCGAACUAAAUCAAAUGAAAUAUUUUAUUUUUAAAACGAUAGUUGUAUAUAUAUCGACCUUUACAUUAUCUUAUAUGUUUUGUAUGUUUUUUAGAUGUGGUUCUACUUGUUGCGCUUUAUGUAUUUUGAGGUUGAUUAUCUCAUUUGUCCCUGUUUCAAGGCAAAAUUUCAGAAGUCAAACAAAGAAAUAUAGGUCCAAUGGUUGCACUGUAGACUUCAAGAGGGAUUAGUAAAUUUGGGCUUGGGGUGAUGAUGACGUCAGACUAAUUAGUCAGUAUGUCAAUCAGUGUUCACUAAAUAUGUGUACGACAUCUCAGAUUUGUUAUUUUCCAACCAAUUUUUAUGGAGAUGUUGCCCAUAUAACAAGGAACCUCUUUAGUUAAUUUUUGCCUCAUUACUUUAUAUUAUUUGGUUAUCACUUAAUUCACAGUUCAAAUUUUGAUGAUAUUGUAUGCUAAUUAAUGUUAGUUUGAAAGCAUUCAAUGAGGUUGUUUCCUUUUCUUGGAGAGGAAACAUGUAUUCCAGGAAAGCUUAUUUACUGCUGUUUCAAGUGAGGUAUAGCUUACUUCCCUUGUGUAAAUACUUGGUGAGGAAUACAUUUUUCAAUAAUCUGGGUCAAUUUUUAUGGUUUUGGGGUACAGUUUGGAAAAAAAUUCUAAUUAAUUCUGUAUUUGUUCUUUUUCAGCCAGACUCUCUGGAUGUCUUGCCCAUAAGACAAGGAAUAUUUUAUCUUGAAAUGUUUCCUUGUAACUCCAAUCCAUUCAGGCCCAGGCUGUUUCAAAGUCAAAAGUUGUACGAUAAUUUAUGCAAAUUGUAUGCCAUUUUUUAGCAUGGUUUAAAAUCCAUGGAUUUUUGGAGGCAAAAUAUAUUUUUUCUGAAAAGCUAAUUUUGUCCUCUUUCAAAUGAGAUAUAGCACUAAUCACUAGUGUAAAUACUGUUGACAAAAAAAAAAGGUUGCCAUCAUUUGUCAUUUUUUUUUAAGUCUCCUAUAAAGAGCACGAGUGAGCGCAGCGAACGAGUGAGAUGUCGAGUUGAACACGAGUUUUGAUUUGAUUUUAUUGUCUUUAUCAUUUAAACGCAAUAACCCUUUACUGGCAAGAAAAGCCGACUUCAUUUCUGAAUGAAAUAAAUGAAUCGACAAUCCUCGAAUAACAAUCUUAGAGUGCGUUGUCGCUUACUCCUAAGAUGGAAAAAUGCGUUGAAUCAUGAUUACAAAACAACAAUGGUCGUAAUUUUCAAUUCUCAAAAUUCUCCUUUAUUGACUUUGUCCUGGUGGCAAAUCUUCCAGUUGUCGAUUUUCAUUCUCAGACUAGAGAAAUGCUGACACUAAAGCCACUGAAUACGCAACUUUCGGUUUUUCUUUUAGUAUAUUGGUUUUCUUCCCUUUCUAGGAAAGUUGAACCUCACUGUCUGUCAGCGAUACGGAUUUUUUAGUGUUUUAGCCGCCAUAAUUCGAGAAAGCUCCGACGAACAACUUGUAUUAAGAAUGGUGAAGGCUUUGCCAUUAAUUCAUCAACCUGACCGAGUGGCGCCCAAGGCGAGUGACGUGUCAGCAGCUAAUUGGCUAUAUUAACACACGUGAAAAAAUACGAUAUUUUUUCACGUGUGUUGUUACGGCUUUUCUCAGGGCCGGAAAUCCCUGUAUAACACCACAGUUAAUAUGAUAAAUCAACUUUUCCAAAUUUGAAAUUCUUGCUAAUAUGAAAUCUAAACUCCAUUACUUCGAGAAUGCGCACGUAACAUGUAGCACCUCUGAGAGCCCCCCUUUAUAGUCUGGAGCAAAACUUAUUUCUCUAACGCUCAAGUUGGUUUUGUCCUUAUUCUCUACUCAGAACUGGGGAGUCCUUUAGAUAAUAUCAUACUUGUUCAAAGAACAUGCUUAAUAGAGUGAAAAAGACUGAACAACGCGACACCAAAAACAUUUAAUAUUUUGAAAAUAGAGUUACCCAUUGCCGUUCUUCUUAACGACUUAGUGGAAAGGAGAAGGAUGGCUCCUAACCGUUUUUCCCACAGAAAAAUGGACUUUCCCCUUUAUCACGAGCAAAAACGGACUAUGAAAUCAGAAAUAUUACGUUUAUCGUGCUGAGUCCGGGGAUUUUUUUGGUUUUGUUUUGUUCGUCGGGGAUGUGAGGAAUGCGACAAUUCCCCAGCAGUACUAAAUCUGUAUUUGAGAUCGACUAUCAUUAAAUCGCGUCUAAAUUGUUUUAAAAAUAUUUUAUGGACUGAUCGUUUUACCAUUAUUUUCCUUUGCGUGUUCUUUUCCUUAGCAUUGAGGCGUCCGUGCAACUCGCCAUGUCUUCUGGUUGCAGAUUUACGCAGCGUAUUAGCUUUGGAUUACGACAACAAGUCGAUAUUUCCAGUCGUUUCCACUUUACCAGUCGUUAGAGAUGUAGACUUUCAUUACAACCAGGGCUACAUAUUUUGGUGUGAUGUGGGAAGUAUCCAGCGCUCGAAUAUGGAUGGCACAAACAUUACAGUUAUCCACUAUGACGUGCCCUGCCGUGGGUUGGCAGUAGAGUGGGACUUAUUCCAGCUGUACUGGACUAGUUAUUUCCAAACUAUAAUGGUAUCAGAUCUCGACGGAAAUAACAAACGCACUGUUGUUUCUUCGCUGUUGGGACCAACCGAUAUCGUUCUUGAUCCACACCAAGGGUAAGUACUGUAUGAACGAGUGGACGAUCCCGCAAACCAAUUAAUUAUUAGUGGAGAUUUUUCCAAUGAAAAUCUAAGGUUGAGAUGAAUUUGUGUAGUAAAUUGCUGAUAAAUCCAAUAACCGAUGCAGCUGAGUGAUUUCCUCCACAGAUUGAUGUUUUGGAUUGAUACGAGAAAUAUUUCUAAGGUGGAAAGAUCAACUCUAUACGGAACACAGCGUGUUACUUUAGCGGUGCAUAAUAAUACGUAUCGAGCUGGUAUGACUCUUGAUAGAAGAAGAAAGCUCAUAUUCUGGCUGAAUGAAAGGAACUCAAUAGAAUCCAUAGACUAUAAUGGCCAGAAUAGAAGGAAAGUUUUUCAAAGAGGUGGAGUCAACUUCCGGGCGAUUACUUUUAUCUCAUCUGAUUUAUUCGUCUUUAACCGGUGGAUGUCAGGCAGCGUUUACAGACUGAAUCCCUCCAAUGGAAAAGUUAAAAGUAAUGUAACCGUCACAAGCUACUGGGGAGGCUUUAAUGGUCUCGUUGCAUAUGAUAGUUCCUUGCAGUUACCAGGUUUGCCAUUAAAUUAUUCAAAAUUGAACUGGUUAUUCUGGAACUUGUGAUUGAAGAUAUAAAAAAUGAUCCCGAGCAAAACUGAGCGACAUUGACUACUCUCACUAAUUAAUUCAUUGCUGUAUGUAAGUGGUUGUAAAAUUACAUUUGUAUAAUUCCACUGUCAGAUUAGUAUCAAAAGAGAAAAAUGGACCCCUUUCGUUUUGAAUGUAAAGGGAGAGGCAGUAACUAUAAACUACAAAUCUAGAAGUUGCAAUACCAAUUAAAAGCUAAAACUCGACAAACUGUCUCCCAGUUAGCUCGGAAGCUGACAUACGGUUUAAAAUGCAACUUAACACAGAAUUCUCAUUAAAAACAGUAUUUUGGUCAUAUUUUGUUUCUUACCAGAAAUUGGUCAAAAAUCGCAAAUCAGUUGGCUGCUGUCGAGUGCAUUCCUCCUGUGUUUACGUUGGGUAGAUUUUCACUUGAGUUUUGUUCCUUUUUCAUCACAGUGAUAACAUGUCCAGUGCCUUCACCAUCCAGUGGUACAAGAGCCAUAUGUCCGAGGAAUGCAACAAUGCAUCACAAUACAGUGUAUUACAAUACAACCUGUCAGUUCUCGUGUAAGGAUGGCUAUGUAGGAUCUGUAGGAUCUGGCUCUCAAGUAAGAAGAUGUCAGCGCAAUGGAACUUGGAGUGGACAGAAUUAUUCUUGUCGAAGUAGGUCCUCGAAGCUUGGUAAUGACCGAUAUGUAAUAUAUUCCGUUUUAUUUUGUAAAUAACCACCGGCAGGUCAGUACAUUCGGUGUCUGGUGGGAGUGAGUAUGAGUCGCUGCCGUGUACAAGUGUACCUUUGGUCAGCGGAGUUUUUACUGCAAAGGUGAAGCAGCAUGGAACUCCUUGCCAGGGGAGUUGAGAAACUAUGCGACUUUUAAAUCGAAAAGCAAACUACAGGCCCUUCUCUUUGACGAGUUUUAACUGUCCAUACACUAACACUGAAAUUAGACUCUUAAGUAGUUUUAAGAAUUAUAAUUAUAUGCGUUUUAAUAUUGAUAUUAGUACUUUAUAAGCUGUAUUUUCUAGGGGCCGGUUAUUAAGACAACGUUUAGCCGUUCUCAUCGCCCAGAACUCAGCGACAUAUCCGGGACUUUUAUUGAGACGCUGGCGCUAAAUUUAAAAGCUAAUUUAAAAAAAUGCAUUCAUCGGCACGAAGCGGAUCGACAGACCUGUUCUCGAAGGCGGUGAUGAGAUCUUCCGGCAAAUUUUCGGGUGGUUCCCAUGUAUUUUCAUUCGAGGAGUAGUUCUGCCAUUGAAUUAAGUACUUCUCUCUGCCUCCUUUCACUCGUUUUGUGACAAUAUACGCUCGACUUCGUAAACGCCCACAACAAUUGGGCGGUAUUUUGAAUUACAGGCACGAUCGCAAACAUCAUUGAAUAAUGUCGCGUAAAAGCCUGGCUGAUGUCUCAAAUGCUUGGACAUGUUAUCUCUCAUUCAACUGAAUGGAUUGAAUAAAACUUGACUCUUUCAGGUGUUUUGAUUAAUCAAAACGGAUCCAAAUAUGAAUAAUUAUCUAACUAUUCCCUCAGGCGUAAGCCUGUUUUAGGCGGGUAUUUGUUUGUUUUUCUCUUUGCCGUCCGGACUUCAAAGAGAAAAAAAAUCCGGUAAUAUGCUCUCGGUCACACUGUGCGUUAACCGGCACAGUAAAAGAGCGCGAGCGUGAAGUUCAAGUGAGUGACCCGUGCCUCGCACGCUCUUGUAAACUCUAUCGCACCUUGGGAUUUACUUUACGCAUCCAACCGUUUGAUUGACAGCAGCUGAAAUCUGCAAAGAGACUCAAGUAUUCCCAAAGCUAAAUCUGUUGGCCAAUAUAGCCAACUAGUUCUAGACCUGCAAAUUAUGCCGCGCGUUGAUAAAUUGGGCACUGUAAGUUCAUGUCGCGAGAAACAUUAGCUUUCUAGGCGAUGUUUAACAAAACUGCGUUCUAAACUAUCUUGAAUUUAGCUGAAUCUUUUAUCUGAACAUUCAUUACUGUGAAUAGCGUCAGGAGGCCGAAAGCAAAGAGUUUCUUUUUCCUUAGAGCUAUCUAGGACUCUUCUUAGGGGAAUGUUUGAAUAAAAGCAUACAAGUACAUAUAGGAACGUGGUAAAAUGGUCGAACGUUUCUAAGGAACCAUGAGAAUUCUCCAAUAAGUCUUCUGCGUAAAUGAAUGGUGACGUCAUUAUUCAACGAGUUUGCGAGCCCCGGUUGAUUUUGAAAGAAGCAAGUGUUUUUUAGUUUCGAUUUCUUGAUAGCAAAUUCCAGUGCAUAAGAGCCAUUGAUUUUAGGGUAGUCUGCCCAAAUUUUGUUUUCAUCUUUAGGAGGUCUAGGAAAGUCUCUAAGGGAUCGAAAUGGUCUUUGUAAACGUAUUCCUAGGCUAUUUAGUGUUAUCAACUCCUUACCUGCAUGCGAAGGUAAAUGUAAAUUGGAAAAGAAAAAUUUAGUUUAAAUGUUUUAUUUAAUCAACAUUUUUAUUUGGCUUCUUGCUUUUGAAAGUUAAUAAAACUUUUAAUUAUGUUAUAACCAUAUUGAUUAUUAUCUAUGUGUGUUGUGUUGCAGAGAUCACAUGUCCAGUACUGUCUCCACCAACUCAUGGAACAAGAUAUGGAUGUCCAGGAAAUGUGCCAUUAUAUAACGGUACUGUCUGUCGGUUCACGUGUAAUAAUGGCUAUGUAGGAUCAGGAUCUCAAGUCAGAAGGUGUCAGUACGAUGGAACUUGGAGUGGACAGAACUUCGUUUGUAAAAGUAGGUUCCCAAAGUUUAUCAGAUAGAAAGAGUAAUGUUCAUACGUCAAAACGAACAAGAAGUCAUUGAUAACUGAUUGCGGAAAAUGUUAGUUUAUCUCAGCUUCUUUCUAUUUUUUUAGUCAUCAACUGUACAUCGCUAAUGAUAAACUGCAUUUGCAGCUCAGUUCUAACACAGGGCUGUGUCUAAGAACUCGGCCAACCAAUAUAAUUAUUCCAGUUCAUUUAGUUCUCCCACACGCGCAGUCAAUAACCAUUGAGUUUUUCUAAAACCGAAAAAAGAGGUAAUUCUUCAGUCGAUAGUUGAUGAAAUGCGAGAGUUAUGAAACUCCAAACUAUCCCCUUGUUAUACCUGAUUGUGAGCUUUUUAAAAUCAUGUUUAUUUGACACUGUUCUAGUUUUGAUUUUGGUCUUACUAUUUUGUUUUCCCCUUAUAUACAUUUAUAAAAGACACUACAUGCCGUGUUAUGCGUAAAUUUUUUAGCCGAGGAUCGGAGAACCAUUUCUACCCGACAUCAAAUGUCUGCAUGGCUUCCGCUGAACUUAUUUCUCUCUAUAGUCAGAGUUAAAUGCCAGGUUGUGAUAUACUCGAAAGAUGAGUGUCAUGCUAAUUAUAAUCGGAUUUCUUCUUCAGCUUUAAAGUGCCCGACCUUGUCAUUACCGAGGAAUGGUGUCCUCUUGGGAUGUAACACCAAUAACACAGAGAUGUCAUAUGACACUGAAUGCAGGUUCUUUUGUAAGGAAGGAUCUGAAGCGAUUGGUGCAACAAUAAAGAGGUGUGCUGAAAAUGGAACGUGGAUUGGACCAGACCUUGUUUGUCCAGGUACGAGAGAUGCGAACUAUUGGUACUAUCAAAAUGUUAUGGAAUUUAAGUGGUUUUCCCUAAUUUUUACUUGUUGUAUUCAUUGCGUCGCAUGA
This is a messenger RNA of Pocillopora meandrina, 14906 nucleotides long. The record is from the annotation of a GenBank genome assembly. Lineage: Eukaryota; Metazoa; Cnidaria; Anthozoa; Scleractinia; Pocilloporidae.